ACUCUCUUUCCCGGAUUCUGUGGUUUCAGGUCGGGCUGUCAUGGCGGCGUGCGGGGCACUCAUGAGUCGCGGUGUUUUAACUCUGCAUUAUCAGCAUGUAUGCAGAGGAUUGAUGCUCACACAGAUCAGAGAGAAGAAGAGAUGGAUGAAAGCGUAUACACUCAUUAUGGAGAGAAAGAGGAAGAUGGAGGGACCCCCGCCUCCAAAGGCACGCUCACAGCAGCCAAACUUUGAUUACCACGCUGAGGUGGAAGCCUUCAGUGCCCGUCUCCAGGAAAAUUUCUCUGUGGAUCUUUUGAAGACAUCCUUUGUGAAUCCCUGCUAUUUGCGCUCUGAGGAGCAGAGGAGACAUUUACUGGGUCUUGAUGCGGAGACCACUGCUCUUAACCUGCAAGACAACAGCGAGCUGCAGGCACACGGUCGAACGUUCACACAGGUUUUCCUCAAUAACUGGUGCAGGGAAAACUUUCCCAGCCUGCCAGAGGAGGGAGUGGCAGCCGUUGUAGGCCAUUUGUCCGGGUCAGAGGUCAUGUGUCAUGUCGCACGAAACCUUGCGGUGGAGGAACUGACGAUGAGUGCGGAGUUUCCUGUUCCGGAUGAAAUCCUGAAAGGGACGUUGUUUGCUGUGAUUGGUGCUUUGGAGCAAAGCAGUGGGUCUCUCCGAGCAGGGCUUUUUAUCAGAGAUUUUCUGGUGACUCAGCUUAUAGGGAUAGAUUUGUUUGAUAUGUGGAAAGUAGUUGAUCCCAUGGGACUGCUGGUUAAAGAAUUGAACCGGAAAGGUAUGGCUCUACCUGAACCUCGCCUCAUCCGGUCCGCUGGCGCCAGUACCGUCCUACCACUCUAUUUUGUUGGGCUUUACAGUGACCGUAAGCUGUUGGCUCAAGGUCCGGGUGAGACCGUCCUAGCAGCAGAAGAGGAAGCAGCACGUGUUGCUUUAAGGAAACUGUACGGCUAUACGGAGAACCGUAGACCGUGGGACUUUAUUACCCCUAGUGAGCCACUUCAAAACCUCGGAGCACAGCCUGUCAUUAGUGGAUAAAUGACAUCAUAUCCUCCCUCAAAAGGGUUUCCCUCAAGUUUAAACCACUCUGGGAACUCCAGGAGUUAUAGCUGUAAUUCACAGCUGCUUCACAGACAAUUUAAGACUUUUGAAGGACACCGGCUAAAAAUUGGAAGUUGUGUACUUCAUCACAACUAUUUGUUGGAGCAACCUCUCAAUUUUUUUCUUCCCGAAUGUCAUUCUGACAUCACCAGGGGUCCCGUUCCACAGACUACGGCUAUGAUAUACACACAAACUUCUGACUCUUGGUGUUAAACGAUACAAAAUCACAGGAGCCACCCAUAUGUUUGCAGAUUAUUCAAUAAAAUCUUGUCAUUGUGGCUGUAAAUUGUUUGUGUACAUAAAUAACCAUUUAUUGGUAAUAAAAAAUGUGUUAGUUCAGAACAAAA
Paramisgurnus dabryanus is the source of this 1449-nucleotide messenger RNA. RefSeq names its product mitochondrial ribosomal protein L44 (gene mrpl44). The record is from RefSeq and is a predicted model, not a curated record. Gene Ontology annotation, biological process: mitochondrial translational elongation; RNA processing. NCBI's taxonomy places the organism in Eukaryota, Metazoa, Chordata, Actinopteri, Cypriniformes, Cobitidae. Gene Ontology annotation, cellular component: nucleus; mitochondrial large ribosomal subunit; microprocessor complex. Gene Ontology annotation, molecular function: ribonuclease III activity; double-stranded RNA binding.